This is a messenger RNA of Amphimedon queenslandica, 3096 nucleotides long. RefSeq names its product focadhesin-like. NCBI's taxonomy places the organism in Eukaryota, Metazoa, Porifera, Demospongiae, Haplosclerida, Niphatidae. The record is from RefSeq and is a predicted model, not a curated record. The transcript has 19 exons. Gene Ontology annotation, biological process: regulation of post-transcriptional gene silencing. The coding region runs from base 25 to 3096 and encodes 1023 amino acids.
UGGGCGUUGAUUGCUCGUAUCAAAAUGGAUGCUUGCUUAUCAGUGAAGAAAAGAAUCAGUUUACUGGAGAAGAAGAGAAAGCAAGGACCACUGCCAUCUAAUGACAAAGAUUUAAAGGAUCUCUUAUCUCAAUGUCAAGGAGCUGAUCUGAAUGAUGUUAGGACAUCAUGUAGUGUAUUACAACAUGCUGUAUUGAGGAAAUGGGUCAAUGCAGAAACACUAAUAAAUGAUCUACGACUAAUUGUACCUGCAGCAAAUCAUCCACAAGUUAUUGUGCCCCUGUUGCUCGAUGUAUUAAGGUAUCAGCACUCAAUAAUGAAGUGCAUUCAAAGUAGUUUAUUGGUAAGAAGACAUCCACUGGUCUCAAUCAGUUCAAACAACUCAAUUCUGCUACAUAUUUCGAUACAUUCUGCCAUUGAGCUACUCAGAAUGAAUCCUGAUGUCCAUUCGUUCAGUGUAUUGAAACCAUUCUUUAAAUAUCUAUUAUUGGAUCCUCAUUAUUCUCCAUUGAGUGACAUUCUUCACGAGCAGUUGCUUCAAUUAGUUAGAGAUGAAUCUCCUUUAUCUCGUGAUAUAUUAGACACCAUUGUCUCUAUUGCUUCAUUCUAUUCCAUUGACUCCAUCGACAGUGCAUUAAGUACCAUCAGGAGAGUCUCUUCUCUUUCUAAAACUGUCAUUGGUUGCUAUUGUGAAGAUAUUCAACAAACUUGUACAUUCAUUGAUGAACUAGUUCAUCUUGUAUUCUCACUAUGUGUGGAGUCAACAAGACUGGGCCUGCCACUGCUGGAAUUAACUCUUAAUCUAACAAAAUUAAUUCAAUUUAGGCACAUCACUGCAUCAGACUGUCUUUGUUUGAGUUGGCUAAUCAUUAAACAAUUACUUGAUUCGCUAGUUAUCAAACAUUUACUGGAAAUUGUCCAGUGUGUCUUGGCAAGUGUGUCUCCAUUUUUAUGGUGUUUGUUUAAACUACCUCUCAUUCUUCUUGUGUCCCAGACUACACCAAAUAAUUAUAACAAGAUUUCAAAGACUAACAUACUAACAGCUAACUAUUUGCUGUCAAAAAUUGAAACAGAACCUCCUCAAAAAAGAGAAUGUGAUCCUAAUGAUGCUGUGAAUCAUAAUCUUAUUAUGAGGUCAUCAAUUAGUUCACAGUAUCUUGGAAUGUGCUUUGUGGCUGAGAAAUCAUUACAGUUUCUUGUGGGAAGGUCAUCAACAGACAGGCUUGCCUCUUCCUUUCAGAUAAGGAAUAUGACUCAAGAUGACGUACUUUCUCUUGGAAUAGUAAUUUGUGGGAUUGAGUCAUUGCCCACUCUAGUCCAUUCAGAAAUACCACUCAGUAUAUACAAUAUGGGAUCACUAAUGGUGACAUAUGUUGUAUAUACUCUUGGUAAAGUGUCUGAUCAUGAAUCCUGCUUCGAGCUACUUCAAUCUCUACCAUUAUUCUGUUCACACUCUAUCAGUGCUGAAAUGGUGACAUCAACUUUAUUAACUUUAACUAAGACUCCUGACAUUCUUCCAACUGCUUUACGUCUCCUUACCAAGACUUGGGAGAAACAAGAUAAGAUCCUUCCUUAUAUAUUGCCACUGCUCUUACCUCCAGUCUCUGGUAAAGCAGAAUGGUCUAUAUCUUCUGCUGCUUGUCUUAGUGAUAUAUGCAGACUGAGACCUGAGGUUCAUGGUGAAGAGUGUAUACCAUACAUAUCUCAAUUGCUUUCUUAUUCCGACAAUCCUCUAAUGACUGCACUCCUCAUAUCAGCCCUCACUAGUUUGUGUAGUAAUGGUAUUGUUGAACCAGCUCUAUUGUGGAAACUAUUGGAGCCUCAACUCUCGUCAAGAGAUAGUCCGAUCAUAGAUAAGGCAUUGUGUGAAUUCUUUGUAUUAGCAGCAGACACUUGUAACAAGGACAGACCCAGUCAAACAUUUUGUGACGAGGCUCUUCAGCAUUUAUGGAAUAUGACACUUAAAGAGGACACAGAAACUGUGAAUAAUUCUGUAAAAGCCAUUGCUAGUUUUCCAUUGGAGUCUCUCACUCGUCAAGUUCUACCAGGCCAACUAUUGAACUUAUUACCAUAUAAGGAAGAAGAGUUAGAUCAAAGUGUUCUAAGUAAUGCAGAGCUUCUGUUAAUAUUUCUGACUGUGACAAGAAGUGAUGAGAAGUCUUUGUGCCUUAAACCCUUAAUAAGUUACCUGGUAGAGAAAGAAAUAGUUUUAUUACCGCGUGGAACUGUUUAUAAUGCACUCCAAAAGUUGAAGUCUUCAAGAACAAUCAUGGAUAAGACAAGAAGUGAACUUGAGAAAUUUCUAAAAAGUUGCUGUACAGUUGAGCAUGGCCCUGCAAUUUAUUAUUUGAAUACUGACGUUGUGGCGGAACACCCACAGUCAUUUCCAAAGAAGAGAGAUCAGCUAUUGAAUAUAAUAAGGAAAACACUGAGGACUGGCACCUUUAAUGAGUUGUGUAUUCUAUCUGAAGGAACAGAAUGGAACAAAUUAAUGACAUUGACAAUCGAAACACAAAUUAAAGUUUCUGGUGUAAGACUGGCUGAAAAUGGACAAAAAAGAAAUGACACUGUCAACAAGGCUAUUAGUGACAUUGUAAAUAUGUUAAAGGACUCAUACAGGGAUUGUGUGUUCAAUGGAAUGGGAUCUGUAGUUGGUUUAGUCACUUCUGAGCUGGUUCUUGAUGUGUAUCCACAGUCCCUGUUACUUGUAUUGCAAUAUCUGACAUCUUAUUUGAAUAAUAAUGUAUUGUAUUCCCAACAUAAGGGCUGCUCCAUUGCUGAUGCUUUGAAAGUAUUAUUGACUACAGCCACAGUCCAAGAUAUUACAAGAUCAAUUCUAGUCCACAUUCCUGUUCUAACUCAUUUCUUGGGUCAGUAUCCGUUGAAGACAGUUCAAGUUCUUAAUGGAAUACUUAAGAGUUUAGCAUCUGAAGUUGUAUCAAUUAUAUUAAGAAAUGACGACCCUGAUAUCACUUCUCUGGCCUGUUUAGCUACAUCAGCUAUAGUUCAGGAUCUAUCGUUUAUUAAGGAGGUACUGCAUGUGGUCUUGCUGAUGUCAUUGUACCAUUACCAGUGGCUAACUGGAGUUCAAUACUAA